Molecule: messenger RNA, 3582 nt
Organism: Rhagoletis pomonella (apple maggot)
Lineage: Eukaryota; Metazoa; Arthropoda; Insecta; Diptera; Tephritidae
Gene: Unc-115a
Product: actin-binding LIM protein 2
Exons: 12
Coding region: 756-3182 (808 amino acids)
Biological process (GO): cytoskeleton organization; lamellipodium assembly
Cellular component (GO): actin cytoskeleton
Molecular function (GO): oxidoreductase activity; actin filament binding
Source: RefSeq, a predicted model, not a curated record
AUAUUUCGUUCGAAGACGACCAAGGCGAGUUGACAGCGAAAUAAAAUUCAUUCGAAAAUUAAAGCGGAACGACGGUAGUGGUAGCAGCGGGCGUGCGCUUUGGUUAAUUAUUUGGUGCGCAAAAUUAAGAAAAAUCAAAUUUAGUGGUGUCAUUUAUAAACGGUAACGCAUCUCCGUGAUAUAUGUAAAUAUAAAAAGAAAGAAAUGCAAUAAAAGCUCUAGCAAAUCGAAAAUCAAUAGGUGUGUAAUUCGUUUCGAUGUCGAUAUAAUUCCAUAUUUUUGGAAAAAGUUUACAUAUUGAAAUAUUAGAAGGGCAAAAGAGGGACGUACCAAUUGUCUGGUUUGUAAUAACUAGGGAAACAAAUUUAUUGCAAAUGAUAGAAGGCUUAAAGAAGGUGCUUGUAAAAUAUUGAGUAUCAAGUGUUGCUAUUGGAAAAAAGCUAAGGAUAAAAAAUCUAAUUGGAAUCGGUCAAUUGGUCGAUUGGUUAGUCGAUAACCGUUGAUGCAACUUGGUGCGUAUGUGUGUGUGGUAUCGGUUACGGAGUAGUGGUUAAGGAAAUUGUCCAAUUCGUGCCGUGUUGAGUGCUAUCUGUAAACGUGAGAAAUCUAUACAUAUACACAUAUACAUCGGUGUGGUGCUUUUCGAACCACAUUAGCGGUGCCGCAACAUAAAAUAACAACAACGUGCUAUCGAGCGGAUUUGUACCAGACGGAGAACGUAUAUUUGAGAGCAGCGCAAGUGAGCAACGAAAAAGAUGGGAAAGCAAAAAAUUUACUGUGCAAAAUGCGAUAAAAAAUGUUCCGGCGAGGUGCUACGCGUAGCAGAUAAGCAUUUUCACAAAGCUUGCUUUCAAUGUUGUCAAUGCAAAAAGUCGCUCGCCACUGGCGGAUUCUUUACCAAAGAUGGCGUUUACUACUGCAUUCCCGACUAUCAGCGUCUGUACGGCACAAAGUGUGCCGCUUGCCAGCAAUAUGUCGAGGGUGAGGUGGUUUCCACGAUGGGAAAGACGUAUCACCAAAAGUGUUUCACGUGCUCUAAAUGUAGCAAUGCAUUUAAAUCUGGCAGCAAGGUAACGAAUACCGGCAAAGAAGUGUUAUGUGAGAAUUGUAUUCCAGCUGCUGCUUCAUCGCCCAUCCGACAACAGGCGAAUGCUGCCGAAGGGUCACGCAAGGAAGGCACGGUUUCACCAGUUCCAAAAGCUGAGAGUCCAACACGUGCCACGGCACAUCAGCAGAUGACUAGCGGUGUGGUGUCGGACAAGGCGCAUUUGAAGGAGGACUAUGAUCCGAACGAUUGUGCUGGUUGCGGUGAAUUGUUGAAAGAAGGGCAAGCAUUAGUUGCGCUAGAUCGGCAGUGGCACGUUUGGUGUUUCCGGUGUAAAGCUUGCAACGCCGUGUUAAACGGCGAGUAUAUGGGCAAGGAUGGUGUGCCCUAUUGUGAGAAGUGCUACCAAAAAUCGUUUGGCGUCAAAUGUGCUUAUUGCAAUCGCUUUAUUAGCGGAAAAGUGCUACAAGCAGGUGACAACCAUCAUUUCCAUCCGACCUGUGCACGCUGCACCAAAUGCGGCGAUCCAUUCGGCGAUGGCGAAGAAAUGUACCUACAAGGCAGCGCCAUUUGGCAUCCACGCUGUGGCCCUGGGCCUUCUGAGUCCGGUGUUAUCUUAAACGGUGGCGGACCACCAGUCGGAAAUGGUGCCUUUACGGAUACCGAAUGCGAUCGCAUUAGCUCGAGUGCGCUGAGUGACAUGUACACGCGCUCCAGAACGCCGAGUUUUAAUGGUUCACUUUAUUCCUCUAGCCGCAAGCAUCACCACUACCGUACCGUUAGUCCCGGACUAAUUUUACGUGAAUACGGUCGCCCUGGUGGCGAGGAUAUUUCGCGUAUUUAUACAUACAGCUACUUGACAGAUGCUCCACACUACUUACGCAAGCCAAUUGAUCCGUAUGACAAGAUGCCGUUGUCACCACAUUUUCACCGACCGCCGUCGUAUGCCACCAGCACUGGUGGUUCAACAGCUGGUAGUCGGCCACCGUCUCGGCCGCAUUCGCGCAGUCGCAGCGCCAUGAAAGUGCUUGUAGAUGCAAUACGUUCGGAGACGCCUCGCCCCAAAAGUCCUGCCAUGAACAACGAAGAGCCGAUAGAGCUCUCACAUUAUCCAGCUGCUAAGAAGCCGCCACCAGGCGAGAAACCGAAAAUUGAAAGGGAUGAUUUCCCAGCACCGCCUUACCCGUAUACAGAUCCAGAACGUAGGCGCCGUUACAGUGAUACUUAUAGGGGUGUUGCUACUUCCGAUGAUGACGACGAAGUCGACAAUAUGAAGAAUGGCGAAAUUGAUACACGCCUACAACGUGAGGCUGAAGAGCUGGAAAAAUUGAAUUCAGGUAUUGGUUCAGCUAUUGCUAAAGAUUUAAAGGAACACGCAAAAUAUAGGAAAUGGAAACAGCAAAAUUUAGACCCGAGAAAUGCAUCACGUACACCAUCGGCAGCUAAAGAGCCCAUACUCAAGUUAAGAUACGAAUCACCUAUUGGUGCUUCACCAUCGCGCAACUUAGAUCAUCAGAAGCCUUUCUAUGAAGACGAAAUCUUUGAUCGGUCAACAAGUUACAGGGGUUCGUUAGGCAAAUCGCUUGGUAAUGCGCCCAGCUACAACGUGGUGAGCGCCUUGCGGCAUGUCCCUAAGCCAGGAUACGGCUUAGCUCCACGCUCACAUACAUUCAGUGCGGCCGGUGGUACUUCUGCUGUGCACCCUGUUGCUACUGACUUUUCAUAUGGAGGUUUUGUGGAUAAAACUCAUAGUACAGACUUAAGUUGUGGGAAAUCAGAAGCUUCAGUUGAUUCCAUUACUGAUGGUGAUAGACGUGCUUUAAUGGGUGGCGAGCUUCCCGCUUCUAGCACAUAUUCGGGUGUUUUGUCCUACCAUUAUCCGCAAGCUGGUUUAAUACGUCGCAGUCUACCCAACAUGGCACACUCUUUGCUCGUUCACGAGCCGGCUAAAAUUUAUCCUUAUCAUUUAUUAGUCAUCACAAACUAUCGUCUACCAACAGAUGUUGAUCGCUGCAACUUAGAGCGUCAUUUAUCGGAUGUAGAAUUCGAGCAUGUUUUGCAAAGCUCUCGAUCCGAGUUCUACCGAUUACCCCAAUGGAGACGAAACGAACUGAAACGCCGAGCAAAGCUGUUCUAAGCGAAAACACAAACGAUGGAUUAUUGGCUGAACGUUAGGACUGUCUAAAUACACACAAGCACCUGCGAUUGUUCGUAGCUAAGAAGAAAAAUUAAAAAAUAUGUAUACAAUAUAUCGUGAUUACAAACGAUUAUUCAAAUUAAAUAGGCUCAUCGUGUACACUUGCUUUAUCGUAGCAAAGCAAAAUGAAAAGAGUCAACGUCAAUAGCUUCGUCGCUAUUCACGUCUGCUACACUCACAAGCGACAAAACUAAACAUAGAAACUUAAUGCUGCAAACGAAAAAAAAAACACGCUCCAGACAGACCGCCCCUUUGUAACCAAAUCGAUUACCAACUAUCUUCUAAUAGUAAAUAAGAUUAAGUGGAAUUGCCUGAAUGCAAAUAUUGACCGAUUAAAAAA